AUGCCUGGUGGAUACAAAGGAGAAUGUGGGGACAAUGUGGACCCAAUGCCCUUCCUGGCACCUCCGGAAAAGGAGAGGAUCGAAGCCAUGAACAAGCCCUAUGACAUCAAGAAGUCCUGCUGGGUCAAAGACGAGAAAGAGGGCUUCAUUGCUGGGGAGAUCCAGUCUGAACAGGGUGAGCAGGUCACCGUGAAGACAAUCAACAACCAGACUGUCACUUUGAAGAAGGAUGAUGUCCAGCAGAUGAACCCACCAAAAUUCUAUCAAGCCAGUGACAUGGCGGACAUGACUUUCUUGAAUGAGGCCAGCGUCCUGAACAAUCUGCGCCAACGCUACACCAACAUGAGGAUCUAUGUAUUCUUCCGAGCUGGCAUCCUGGCUAAGCUUGAGGACAUGCGGGACGAGCGGCUGGCCAAGAUCAUGACAAUGUUACAGUGUCGCAUCCGGGGUUUCCUUAUGAGGAUCGAGUUCAAGAAGAUGCUGGAACGAAGAAUCGGCCUGAAAGUCAUCCAGCGGAACACACGCAAAUUCCUGGAGCUGCGUUUCUGGGGCUGGUGGAAGCUCUACAAUAAGGUCAAGCCGCUCCUGAACGUGGCUCGGCAAGAGGAGGAGAUGAAGGCCAAGGAGGAGGAGCUGAGGAACGCCAUGUCCAAGACACAGGAGCUGAUAAACAGGGUGAAGGAGCUGGAGGAGAAGAUCGCCACGCUCAGCCAGGAGAAGAAUGACCUCACCAUCCAGCUACAGGCCGAGCAAGAGAACCUGAUAGAUGCUGAGGAGCGCCUGACCCAGAUGAUGAAGACCAAAAUGGAGCUGGAGAGCCAGAUUUCCGACAUGCGGGAGCGGCUGGAGGAAGAGGAAGGCACGACGGCCUCCCUGAGUGCCACCAAGCGCAAGCUGGAGGGGGAGAUGAGCGACCUCAAGCGGGACCUGGAGGGCCUUGAGACCACACUGGCCAAGACAGAGAAGGAGAAGCAGGCCCUGGAUCACAAGGUCCGCACCCUGACUGGGGACCUCUCGCUGCGGGAAGACUCCAUCGCCAAGCUCCAGAAGGAGAAGAGGGCCUUGGAGGAGCUACACCAGAAAACCCUCGACGACCUGCAAGCUGAGGAGGACAAGGUGAACCACCUGACCAAGACCAACAGCAAGCUCAGCACCCAGAUCCAUGAGCUGGAGGAUAACUGGGAACAAGAAAAGAAAAUCCGGGCAGAGGUGGAAAAGGCUCGUCGCAAAGCUGAGAGUGACCUGAAGAUGACCAUUGACAAUCUCAAUGAGAUGGAACGAUCCAAACUAGACCUCGAGGAGGUGGUGAAAAAGAGGGAUAUGGAAAUCAAUUCUGUCAACUCUAAAUAUGAGGAUGAGCAGUCUCUGAAUUCCACACUCCAGCGGAAACUAAAGGAACACCAGGCCCGAAUUGAGGAGCUGGAGGAAGAACUGGAAGCUGAGCGGGCAAUGAGAGCCAAGGUGGAGAAACAACGCAGUGACCUGUCCCGGGACCUCGAAGACCUCAGUGACAGGCUGGAAGAGGCUGGGGGAGCCACGUCUGCUCAGAUUGAGCAGAACCGCAAGCGGGAGGCAGAGCUGCUAAAGCUAAGGAGGGAGCUGGAGGAGGCGGCCCUGCAGAGCGAGGCAGCGGCCUCCACACUGCGCAAGAAGCACACGGACUCCAUGGCUGAGCUGACCGAGCACGUGGAGAACCUGCAGAGGGUCAAGUCCAAGCUGGAGAAGGACAAGCAGGUCAUGAAGGCUGAGAUCGACGACCUCAAUGCCAGCAUGGAGACUGUGCAGAAGUCUAAGAUGAAUGCUGAGGCCCACAUCCGAAAGCUGGAAGACAGCUUAGCAGAAGCCAACGCCAAGGUGGCUGAGCUGGAGCGAAACCAGGCAGAAAUCAAUGCCAUCAGGACCCGCCUGCAAGCUGAGAAUGGGGAGCUGAGCCGGGAAUACGAAGAAUCCCAGAGCCGGCUCAACCAAAUCCUGCGAAUAAAGACAUCACUGACGUCGCAGGUGGACGAUUACAAGAGGCAGCUGGAUGAGGAAUCCAAGUCUCGCAGCACGGCCAUGGUGAGUCUCGCCAACACCAAGCAUGACCUAGACCUGGUGAAGGAGCAGCUGGAGGAGGAGCAGGGAGGAAAGUCAGAGCUGCAGCGCCUCGUGUCCAAGCUCAACACUGAGGUGACCACCUGGAGGACCAAGUAUGAGACCGAUGCCAUCCAGAGGACCGAGGAGCUGGAGGAGACCAAGAGGAAAUUGGCCGCCAGGCUCCAGGAAGCAGAAGAGACAGCUGAAGCCGCCCAAGCCCGGGCUGCCUCCCUCGAGAAAAAUAAACAGCGACUCCAGGCAGAAGUCGAGGACCUCACCAUCGAUUUGGAGAAGGCGAACGCUGCAGCCGCCGCCUUGGACAAGAAGCAGCGGGUCUUUGACAAGAUGCUGGCCGAGUGGCAGCAGAAGUGCGAAGAGCUGCAGGUGGAGGUAGACAGUUCGCAGAAGGAGUGCCGCAUGUACAUGACAGAGAGCUUCAAGAUCAAGACUGCCUAUGAGGAGUCCCUGGAGCACCUGGAGUCGGUGAAGAAGGAGAACAAGACUCUGCAGGAGGAGAUAAAGGAACUGAUUGAUCAACUGGGUGAGGGAGGACGGAGUGUGCAUGAGCUGCAGAAGUUGAAGAAAAAAUUGGAGAUUGAGAAGGAAGAACUCCAGGUGGCCUUGGAGGAAGCUGAGUCUUCCCUGGAGGUUGAAGAGAGCAAGGUGAUUCGAAUUCAGCUGGAACUGGCUCAGGUGAAAGCUGACAUCGACCGGAGAAUCCAUGAGAAAGAAGAGGAAUUUGAAGCUACGAG
Molecule: messenger RNA, 2828 nt
Organism: Leptonychotes weddellii (Weddell seal)
Lineage: Eukaryota; Metazoa; Chordata; Mammalia; Carnivora; Phocidae
Source: RefSeq, a predicted model, not a curated record